ACAUUGUGUCUGACUGGUUACCACACCAAAGGCAAGAAGAUGACAGAAUACAAGCUGGUGGUGGUAGGAGCUGGUGGCGUUGGAAAGAGCGCGCUGACAAUCCAACUAAUACAGAACCAUUUUGUGGAUGAAUACGACCCAACCAUAGAGGACUCUUACAGGAAACAGGUGGUGAUUGAUGGGGAAACGUGUCUGUUGGAUAUUCUGGACACAGCAGGUCAAGAAGAGUACAGUGCUAUGAGAGAUCAGUACAUGCGCACCGGAGAGGGCUUCCUCUGUGUCUUCGCAAUCAAUAACACCAAAUCCUUCGAGGAUGUCCAUCUGUAUAGAGAACAAAUUAAUCGAGUGAAAGACUCCGAUGAUGUUCCUAUGGUCUUAGUCGGAAACAAGUGUGACUUGCCAUCACGGACCGUGGAUACGAAACAAGCGCAGGAACUAGCAAAGAGCUACGGGAUCCCCUUCAUCGAAACGUCAGCCAAAACAAGACAGGGCGUGGAAGAUGCCUUCUACACACUCGUGCGUGAGAUUCGCAAGUACAAGGAGAAGAUCAGCAAAAACGGCAAAAAGAAGAAAAAGCCCUCCAAGAAAAAGUGCAUCAUUCUUUAAACGAUGAUAGAAGAUAGUGCAGGACUUACUCGUGACCCUUUCAACCCAAGGAUUGGGCUACAGAGAAGAAAUCAAAGGUUGAAGUUUGGCAACUCUUUGCCCCCCCCCCCCCCCACCUCUGCCCCUGUGCAGACAUCCCAAACUGAAUAAAGGCAGAACAGUU
Molecule: messenger RNA, 769 nt
Organism: Callorhinchus milii (elephant shark)
Lineage: Eukaryota; Metazoa; Chordata; Chondrichthyes; Chimaeriformes; Callorhinchidae
Product: GTPase HRas-like
Biological process (GO): Ras protein signal transduction
Cellular component (GO): plasma membrane
Molecular function (GO): GTPase activity; GDP binding; GTP binding
Source: RefSeq, marked provisional